CAAAGCAACACAGCUCGUCACAGCUUUAUCCACUUCUUGGACAAUAUUUCUAAACCCCCUACCAGCAGCAAGUCUAUCUAAGACGAAAUAAUGGUUUCCUGCAAGCCCGGACGUGCCAACGGCCAGUACUCUGCCUUCUUCAUGGCGCACGAUGGCAUGGUUGAUCUGCUUUGGAAGAACGUCAACAAUAUCAACAUUGAUUGUAACAAGAAUUUCGACAUCUUCACGUGCUGCAAUGGCAGCGACUGCCGCGACUUCAACUGCCCCGGGAACCACCCCGCCCGCGAGGAUAUCGAAAACCUGAAGAAUGCCAUUAUUCAGUAUUCUCGCACCGGGGAGUUUUCCUCACCCAAGGGCAGUUCCCUGGCUGAGGGCAGCUUGUCGACUAGGACCAGCGCUUCUUCCGGAGACAGCUCCCCCACUACAGGCACUUCUUCCACUUAUGUCACCCCCAAGACUGAAGGUGCCACUGUGACUGUGGCCACCACUGUGACUGAGAGCAAGGCUAAUGUUGGCUCUCGUCUAAACAUGAGAUCCGUGCUUGUCCUUCUGGUGCUUUCCUCCUUCGUCUCUCUGACCUAAUUGGGACCUGGAUUCUAGCACAAAUUUAUGCGUGUGCCGGUGGAUAUAGUAGCUCCCGCUCCAUACUUUUAACUUGAAUAUAUUCGUUUUGUC
Molecule: messenger RNA, 675 nt
Organism: Linderina pennispora
Lineage: Eukaryota; Fungi; Kickxellomycota; Kickxellomycetes; Kickxellales; Kickxellaceae
Exons: 1
Coding region: 91-582 (163 amino acids)
Source: RefSeq, a predicted model, not a curated record